This is a messenger RNA of Rubroshorea leprosula, 711 nucleotides long. Lineage: Eukaryota; Viridiplantae; Streptophyta; Magnoliopsida; Malvales; Dipterocarpaceae. The record is from the annotation of a GenBank genome assembly.
AACUAUUUGAAAUUUCUUAAAAUCCUUAAUUUUUAAAAAUGAAAAAAAAAUAAAGUGUGAUGUUACUUGGAGAGAUAGUCAUCCUGAAUUCUAGUAGUUAUAUUUCUAUAUGGCUUUUGAGCUAUAAGAAGAUUACAAACACUCACUUAACUUUUGGUCUUAUCAGGUUUUUCUUUCUGGAUGAUUUGACAGGGUUUGAAAUUUCAUACCUUUUGGAGCUCCCAGAACCAUUCAGUUUCAUUUUCACAUGGUUUGCUGCCGUGCCCCUCCUAGUUUGGCUAGCUCAGUCUCUUACAAAAGUAGUAGUGAGAGAUUCUUUAAUCUUAAAGGGCGCUUGUCCGAACUGUGGCACUGAGAAUGUCUCCUUCUUUGGGACUAUACUAUCAAUCUCUAGUGGUGGUUCCACAAACAAUCUUAAAUGUUCUGACUGUGGAACAGAAUUGGUUUAUGAUUCAAACACGCGGUUGAUUACACUGCCAGAAGGAAGUGAGGCAUGAUUGAAGGAUAAAAUUAGUUCCAGGGAUCCAUGAUGAGCCUGUAACUAACUCAUAAAGUUUCGAUGAUGAAGUUUGUUUGUAUAUUCUAAACCUGGAUCGUCAAUUGCUGUGCAGGAAAAUUUUAGAAGCACUAUCUUGUGGAAUAUUCUUGGUUGUCUGUACCUAUAACAGGCUUGUAGACAGGGAGAGAGAAGAAUAUACUAAACAACUGCUA